Acanthosepion pharaonis is the source of this 711-nucleotide messenger RNA. The record is from the annotation of a GenBank genome assembly. Lineage: Eukaryota; Metazoa; Mollusca; Cephalopoda; Sepiida; Sepiidae.
AUGGCGGCACACAUCGCUCGGACAUGUGUACAACGAUCUCCAUUUGCUGUAAUAUCGGCCUCGACUCUUUUCCGACGGACUACUGAUCGUUCAAAGCUUCUUGUCUCCCAAAUCGCCACUUACAAGAGUAAACAAUCCUUAGACAUUCUUUAUCCGAACAGUAAACUUGAUUUCAGAACCUUACCUGACGUUCAGAAAAAUGCAAAGACAGAUGAAGAAUUUUCUGGUAUUAUUCCAGUUGAAAAAAUUGAUAUCAAAUAUUUAAAGUCCAGUGGUCCAGGAGGUCAGAAUGUGAAUAAAGUUAAUACAAAAGUUGAAAUCCGAUUCCAUGUAGAAUCAGCAGAUUGGAUACCAGAUUGGGUCAAACCGAAAAUUCUAGAAAAUGAGAAAGGCAGAAUAAACAAGAAUGGUUACAUGUUUAUCAACUCUGAUCGAACCAGAAAGCAACUUUUAAAUCAAGCUGAUUGUUUACAAAAACUGAGGACAAUUAUAUUUAAUGCCAGUUAUCAGCCUCAAGAGCCAACUGUUGAGGAGAAGAAGUUCCACUCUGAAAGAAUUGCAAAGAUACAAAAGUCAGUUCUCAAAGUAAAACGCGAGCAUUCUCUGAAGAAGCAACGCCGACAGGGCCCGACAGUCGACAUUUUCUUAAAUAAAAAAAAUUGUUUAUCACCACAUUUCACGGAACAAAGAAUUGGAAGAAUCUACUGCUGA